This is a messenger RNA of Prunus armeniaca (apricot), 525 nucleotides long. Lineage: Eukaryota; Viridiplantae; Streptophyta; Magnoliopsida; Rosales; Rosaceae. The record is from the annotation of a GenBank genome assembly.
AUGGGACUCCCUUGUACACAAGAAGGAGUCGAUUAUGUUUUUGUUGUGGUUGACAAGUGUUCCAAGGUGGGGCAUUUUAUUGCUUGCAAGAAGGCUGCGGACUCUUCCAACAUAGCCAAAUUAUUUUUUAGGGAGGUUGUGCGGUUGCAUGAUGUUCCUAAAUCUAUUACAUCAGACCGUGAUACCAAAUUACUUAGCCACUUUUGGAUAACUUUGUGGAAGAUGUUUGGUAUGGGCGUGAAUCGAGGUAGCACCGCUCAUCCGCAGACAUAUGGUCAGACUGAGGUUACCAACAGAACCCUUGGAAACAUGGUUAGGAGCAUUUGCGAGGACAGGCUGAAGCAAUGGGAUGUUGCACUGCCACAGGUAGGGUUCGCUUACAACAAUGUUGUUCAUUCUUCCACAGGAAAAUCACCCUUUGCGUUUGUUUACACUUCAGUGCCUAGGCACGUGGUUGACCUGGUCAGGCUUCCAAGAGCCAAGAAAACUAGUGUAGCUGUUGAAAAUAUGGCUGAACAGGUUUAG